CGCACUCAUUCUCGUGCACACGUUAAACCGGUUUAGUGUCACUGUGUGGAACAUGUAAACAGUCCCGUCGGGAUUUGGACUCCUUUUUUACUGGAUUAGGAAUCACCCGUGUGCAUCCGUUUUGCUUUGCGGCUCCGCCCGGUGUGCGCUGCGGACCGACUGCCCACAUCUGAAGAGUUGUAUUGGAUUGACCGACAGCAGCGGGAGAGGACUGGUGUUACCCCACACAGGACAAAGAAAACGGGGGGAAAUUAAGGAAAAAAGAUAAGAGUGGAAGAAGACAGGAGUGAAAAUGGAUAACUGUCUCCUCACGGUCGUCUUUGGUCUUUUAAUGCUCGGUGGGUGUUUGGCCCGGGUGGUGACGGUGUCUCCUGGUCCAUUAAUCCGGGUGGAGGGUCAACCGGUCUCCAUCAGAUGUGAUGUCGUUGCUUACAGCGGACCUCGUGAGCAGGACUUCGAGUGGAUGAUGUCCAGGGAGGUGAACGGAGGGCGGAAAAAGAUCAUCUCCACCUUUGAUGCCAGCUACUCCGACCAGUCGCUCAGCAAGCGCGUGGCGUCCGGCGACAUCUCGGUGGUGCGUCUUCUGGACAACGAGGUGGAGCUGAAGGUAUCGGAGGUGAAGGCGCUGGACGCCGGCUUCUACUGGUGUCAAACGCCGAGCACCGACUCCGUCAUCAGCGGCAACUACGAGGCUCAGGUCAAACUCACAGUCAUCCCCAACACCCUCCAGGUCUCCCCCGUGACCCCGCCCCCAGUCGUCCCAGAAGGAAGUGACCUCACGCUCUCCUGCAACGUCACCCGGGAGCUCACCCUCCCCACCUACCUGUCCGUCACCUGGUCGGUGAAGAGGGGGGCAACAUCGGAGGAGAUUCUGACGUUUGGCCCUCAGGGAGACGUGUUCACGGGGCCGAAGUACGCCCGGCGCUUCGCCGACGGAGGCAUCCGAUUGGUUCCCGGGAAGAAUGGAUUGUUUGAGUUGGUGAUUUCCAAAAUGACGACGUCCGAUGAGGGGAUUUAUGAAUGCAACGGAACUGAAUGGACGCACGAAAAUGGAGGGAAAUGGAUAAAAAUCGUGGAGAGCACGAGAGAGAUGGGAACUGUUGCUGUCACUCCUACAGGUCAGUCCCUCAGCGUGAAGGCUUCAUCCUCCUCUCCCUCCUCCACGCCGCUGCUCCUCUCCCCGGGUGAGACGCUGACCCUCCUUUGCUCCGUCGCCGCCGACAAUCUGCCCGCCCUCGCCCUGGAAGUGACCUGGCUGGCCGACGGCCGUGACAUCAUCACCAUGGAGCGCAGCGGAGGUGGUGAUCUCAAACACGUCCUCCGGCAGGUGCGCAGGGAAAGCGAGGGGAGGCGAGCCUGGAGCGGACGGGAGCUGGAGAAUACAGGCUGGGAGUGAGGGGGGUGAGCGGGGAGGACGGCGGGGUGUUUGCCUUGCCGCAUCCGAGCCUUCAUCGAGAAAGGAGGAAGGAGCUCGGGAGGAGGAGGGAGGUGGCACAUGGCAGCCGAGAAAACAUCCAGCCCCGUGACGGUGAAGGUGGCGCAAAUCAAACCGAGCUUCACGGUGACCCUUGAACCCCUCCUGAACCCGCAGGUGACUGCUGAACCCACAGAGCUGGCAUGUCAUGUGACCAACAUUACCCAUUUACCCCUGGGAGGCCGACUUGGUGUCACCUGGGAGCACACCACACUUCCUGGUGUAGGGGGUGAGCCUCAGACCUCAAAUCCCAUUGGCUCCCUGGACGGCCAUGGCAACCUGUUGCCGGGAUCGAUGUAUUCUGAGCGUCUGAAGAGCGGCGCGAUGUCUCUGACCAGAGUCCAGCCCGACACAUUCAAACUGCGAUUCCUCCGCACACAGGAGAUCGACAUGGGUCAGUAUGUUUGCACGGUGUCCGCUUGGAGCGUCAACAGCCAGGGUGACAUGUUGAGUACCGUCGAGGCCCAGACCGCCCCGCUGGCUGUACGAUGGGACACCAAACGUCCCACUCUGAACGUCGUGGCCAAACGCCUGCGUGAGGCCUCAGUGGGCGGGGCUACCUUUGAGAUGAGCUGCGCUGUGGCCACUGAGAACCUCGGGGAAGCUGGUUACUCGGUGCUCGUCCAAUCGCAGGACACCCUGGAGGGCAGCGUGAGAACCAUCAUGACUCUCAGCCCUGACAACGUCCUGCAGCACGGAGGAGCCACAGACCCCAACAGGAGAGACAGUCUGGUUCUGACAAAGUCCGGUCCGGCAGAGUUUCGGUUUCGCCUGGCGGGCGUCCAGUUGUCCGACAGAGGGUUCUACUGGUGCGACAUCACCGCCUGGACCAAACAGCAGCCAGGACAAGCUUGGACCAGAGCCACCAGCGCAGAGUCCAACAAAGUCAAGAUCGACUUUCAAGAAAAUGGCCCGUCCUUCUCCGUCGCCAUCCAAUCAGACACCACCAGUGUUUAUCCGUGGGAAACGUCCAAGAUGGAGUGUUCGCUCAGCGUCUCUGGAUCCUCCCCGAAGACUGGCACACAGACAGAUGACCUGGCGUACGAGGUGCGUUGGUUUUUCACCAGGCUGCGCGGCGGAGAGACGACGACCCAGGUGGCCAGCGUCGACCGCUUCGGCGUUGUGAGGAAAGACGAUCGAAACUCAUCCAGUGACAUUUCAAUAGAACGCAAAGACGCACACAUCUACAUGCUGAACAUCCAUGGCACUCAGGACAGUGACAGUGGGGAGUAUCACUGCGUCGCCACUCCCUGGUACCUGUCGGCCUCGACAGGAGCCUGGACUCAAGCCGGAGAGCUGACGUCAUCUCGAAUCUUCUUGACAGUUAAAUUUGCUGUGUGGGACUCCCUAAAGUUACCUCUCUUAUAUGGAGUAGCAGCCUCAAUAGGUGUGGGCCUCUUCUCUCUGGUCCUGGGUCUGGUUUGCGCCCAUUGCUGCUGCCGCAACACCAUGCACACCCCUCGCUCACGCAACAAACUAAUGAACCUGGAGAUGGACUGACAAACAGUUUCCCCCGCACCCACACACUGCAGCGCUCACAGGAAACACCACACACACGACAGACACACUCCCAUAGACGAUUUCUGGGACACCCAGUUGUUUCCAAGCGACGGACGUUGGGAGUAAAAAUGACUUUGGAAACAGAAGCCUCGUCGAUCGCGGUGCUUUUAAGAGGUGUUUCUUCAGCUCUGCAGUGGAGGAGCAGGGGAACUUUUACAAGCACCAAUGGGACUUCUAUUUCUAUGAAGAUCCAUUGAAAUCUGUGGCGCUUCCAAUGAUUUUUACACAGAUAUAUUUACCAUAGUACUACAAGAAACUCUGAAGAAUCCAGAGGUUCAUUCUUUGAGGAACAGGACAUCACUGCCACUUGGGAAUAAAGGACCACUAAACAAAUCUGCUGCCUCUUUAACCAACUAGGGAUAACAAAUUAAGCGCUCAUGCUGGACUACUUUUUUUUUUUUCUUUCUUCGGAUGCCAUGGCUCCCUGCAAAGACCUGUAUGUGUUAGUGAUAGUAAUCCAGUCUCGUACCUUGUUUGUUUUGAGGAAGCACGUAAAAUUCAAGGGGCUGUUGGGGAUGGAGAGACCUCAGCAUAUCCUUGUUAAGUCACAAAGUUAUUUUAUAUUUGCAGAGACUGGCGGUUUAGGCAGCCUGAGCCUUAUUGCUGUCACGGCGUAAACGGCAUGUUCGUACAGGCAGCAGAAGUCCUAGAAAAGGGAAAUGCUCCGCGUGCUCUCCACACGAGAGGUAUUGCACUACAGCCGCCGCCCCAGAGUAUUCCUACCUAAACAAAAGGACAAGAUUUACUUUUAUUCUCAACUCUAGUUUUUUGGAAAUUAAGAGAUUUUAAAACGAGAGACAUUUUUAAGCUUUACGAGGAGAUAUGCAGUUAGUGUGUUUGUGUGUGAGAUAUACUGUAUGUGGUGCCAAUAGUUGAACUACCGGAGGUUUGCUCGCUUCAUAUUCGCCAGAUCAACACUUGAACAGCACUCUUCUUUUCUAGAUAUUCACAAAUGUAUCCUGCUGUUUUACCAGAGUCUCGUGUGUGUUAGUGCGAGUGCUGUGCUACAGUGUGAGACAAAGAGUCGCAUGUUCUGUUUUAUAAUGACAGACUGGUGUCAUACAUGAGCAACACAAGCCUUUUCCUGGGUUACAUUUUGAUGACAUCAAAGUAUCCGACAUCCAGAUUUCUUUUUCUUUUUUGAAGCUAGCAGUCACUAAUCAAGUGUUCACGCUGUGAGCAACAUGAAGCUCUGUUACUUCCAUGUUUUGAGCAGGAAAAUCAUGCAUGUUUCUCAGUGUCACUUUUGAUUUUUAAAGGAAUAGUUGAACAUUGUGGGGAAUUUGCUUUCUUUCCAACAUGAGAAGAUUUAUAUCAAUGUGACGUUCGUGCAUAAAGGUCAGGCUGGUUAGCUUAGCUUAGCAUAAAGACUGGAAGCAGGGGGAGAAAGCUAGCCCGUCUGUGUCCAAUGUGAAUAUAAACGCCCACCAGCACGACUACGGUUUCUCGCCCCUUCCAGUCUUUAUGCUAAGCUAAGCCAACCAUGUUAGCAAAUUAGCUUAUUUCCCAAAAUGUUGAACUAUUUUAAACAUCACAUGACUUGAAUGAGUUUAAAGGGAAGUUAACAUUUUCGUGCCUCAGCUCAAAAAAAGGUCAGACUGUUCCUUAAACAUCACUAGCUAGCUAGAAAGUAGCUUGAAAGUGGUUUAACACCAGAUAUGGCCCUUUUUCAAUAUUAUCUGAGAUGUUUUAUCUUUCAUUCAAAAGUUGUACUUUGCACUUAACAGCCAAAACUGAAACUCUAUAUGUAGAACAGAAGUAUUACCAGCUGACCAGCUGUUCCCGACAUGAAUCAGCCGACGUCUGUUGAGUCUCUGUGGUGUUUUUAUAGCAAAUGGAUGAAUUCUUGUAUCAUGUUGUCUGCUGUGUGAACGCACACUCACAGUUCCAGCGACAACACACACACACACAACGUGAGGAAGUUUCUGUCCAACACCCAGCAGGAUCCAAACGGCCCUGUUCGGUUUGUAAUAAGACGUGCCAGGCUGUGUCCCUUCCUCCACUGACUGGGCUUUGGUUCAUGUUUUUCAAUGGUUUUAAAAGGUAUUUUAAGCAACUAUCGGAACUUUUUGAGCAAUAUCAGGCUGUUGUCAGGUCACAGCUCUUGUACAGCUGUACUCUUCAUGACGUAUUUCACCCUCAGUCAAAGUUUAAGUUUAAAACAGGUGUGUCUUCUGAUUGGAUGUUAAAACAAUGUCUGUUGCCCACUCGGCUCUGAAAUUGGCCAGUGCAGAACUUUAACUAUUAUCCAAUCAGAACAGAACGCCAAAGUCCAUAAAUAUCUCGGACUGAUACUCAAAGAGUGUAUUUCAUAUUUGCAACAAUUAAAGCGACAGCGAUAUUUUAUUCAGUUAGGGUCAUAAGGGGUUAAGCUGAAAACCCAUUAUGAGAAAUAUUAAAUCUAUAUGUGUGUUUUGGCUUGAUUGAUGGUGACAGUUACUUCAGAAACUGCCAAUACGCCUCCAUAAACCCGACCCACAGGUGUGUGUGCCUCUCCGUUGCAGUAUUCAAACUGGGUUUUACCACUAUCAUUAACACACACACAUUCACACAGGUGAAUAAUAGGGCUCCGUGCCAAAUACUUUUAACAGUAAACACACACACACACACACACACACACACACACACACGUAGCAUUGAUACACACCACUGAACAUGUCACUGCAAGGUUUCCCCAGUUUCCUGAUUUUCUCAUUUUAUUGCAAUGAGUGUGAUGAAUCAUGUUUUUUUUUUUUUAAUAAAUAGAUUUGUAAGAUGUA
Cottoperca gobio is the source of this 5793-nucleotide messenger RNA. It is a transcript of the gene ptgfrnb, whose product is annotated as prostaglandin F2 receptor inhibitor b. The transcript is spliced from 15 exons. Gene Ontology annotation, cellular component: membrane. NCBI's taxonomy places the organism in Eukaryota, Metazoa, Chordata, Actinopteri, Perciformes, Bovichtidae. The record is from RefSeq and is a predicted model, not a curated record.